Messenger RNA from Nicotiana tabacum (common tobacco), 2396 nucleotides. The record is from RefSeq and is a predicted model, not a curated record. NCBI's taxonomy places the organism in Eukaryota, Viridiplantae, Streptophyta, Magnoliopsida, Solanales, Solanaceae.
AUGAGACACUUUGCAGGCUUCUAUUUCCUUUCCGGAAAUAUAGUGUCAUUGCUCUUCAUAAUUUCAACUGCUUUAGACACUAUAUCUAAGGAUAGCCCAAUCAAAGAUGGCUAUACCAUAGUUUCAGCUGGUGGCAACUUUGAGCUUGGAUUUUUCAGUCUUGGAAAUUCCAAGAAUCGGUACGUUGGAAUAUGGUACAAGAAGAUAUCAAAGGAAGUGGUCUGGGUUGCCAAUAGAGCGAACCCACUGAAUAACAUAUCUGGCACGUUAACAGUCAGUGACAAAGGGAUCCUACUGCUCAAUGGUACCGAAGGCAUAAUAUGGUCAACGAAUUCAUCGACAUCCUUGAGGAAUCCAGUGGCUCAGCUUUUGGACACUGGAAAUCUUGUCCUAAAGGAUGGAACUGAUCUUGUCUGGCAGAGUUUUGAUUAUCCAGGGAAUACUCUAUUACCGGGCAUGAAGAUAGGCCAUAACUUAGUCACUGGCCUGGAUAGGAGUCUUACAUCAUGGAAGAGCAGUGAUGAUCCUUCACCAGGUGAAUAUGUAUCUCGCCUCGAUACAAAUGGUUAUCCUCAAAUUAUUUUGUGGGAAGGUCCUGUUAUAAAGUAUUCCAGUGGACCAUGGAAUGGACGUCUAUUGACUGGACGACCAAAUAUGAAACCAAAUCCUUAUUUUACAUUUGAGUUUGUGUUUAAUGAAACGGAGAUUUACUACAGAUACAACCUUAUACAUGCUUCUCUUCCCACCAGGGUGGUCAUGAUUCCGACAGGCCUAAUUCAAGAGCUUGUGUGGAUUGACCGCACCCAAAGCUGGUUGCUUUACUCGACAGCACAGAUUGAUACCUGUGAUCGAUAUGCCUUGUGUGGCCAAUUUGGGAGGUGUAACACCAAGGACUCCCCUCCGUGUGCUUGUUUGAGAGGAUUUGAGCCUAAAUAUCCACAACAAUGGAAUGCAGCUGAUUGGUCCAACGGGUGCGUACGAAGAACUCCAUUGGAAUGUGGGACAAGUGACAGGUUUCUGAAAUACUCUGGUCUGAAAUUGCCAGAUACGCGCCAUUCCUGGUUUGACAAGACCAUUGGCCUUGAGGAAUGCCAAAGGUUGUGCCUGGGGAACUGUUCUUGCGUUGCAUAUUCUAAUCUUGAUGUCAGAGAAGGUGGGAGUGGAUGCUUGCUCUGGUUUAAUGAACUCUAUGAUUUUAGGGAAUAUGCUGAAAUUGAGCAAGAUCUUUAUAUAAGGAUGGCUGCAUCAGAAAUAGGUUCAGACAGGAAGGUGAAGAGAGCAAUGCUGAUUGCAAUUAUAUUACCAGUUUCAGCAAUAACCAUUCUCGGUUUUCUAUCUUGGUAUGCUAUACACAGAAAGAAAAGCAAAAAAGGAGGCCAAGAAGGAAAGCAAGAUAUGGAAUUACCUUUGUUUGAUUUGAUGACUAUUACAGCUGCAACCAAGAAUUUCUCUUCAGAUAACCUGAUUGGAGAGGGUGGUUUUGGACCUGUUUAUCAGGGUAAACUAUCAACUGGAUCAGAAAUAGCAGUGAAGAAGCUCUCCAAACAUUCGGGACAAGGUCUUGAAGAGUUGAAGAAUGAAGUUGUUCUGAUUUCCAAGCUUCAACACAGGAACUUAGUUAAGCUUCUAGGCUGUUGUCUUGAAGGAGAAGAGAGGAUGCUAGUUUAUGAAUAUAUGCCUAACAGUAGCUUGGACCACUUCAUUUUUGAUGACAGCAGGAAAAGACGACUUUCCUGGGAAAAUCGUUUUCAAAUUGCAAUGGGAAUAUCGAGGGGGCUUCUUUAUCUUCAUCAGGACUCCAGAUUAAGGAUUAUACAUAGAGAUCUAAAGACCAGCAACACUUUACUGGACAGUGAAUUGAAACCCAAAAUUUCUGACUUUGGCUUGGCUAGAAUUUUUGGUGGGGACCAAAUCAAAGCAAAAACAAAGCGAGUGAUGGGAACUUAUGGCUAUAUGUCUCCAGAUUAUGCUGUUGAUGGGAAAUUUUCAAUGAAAUCAGACGUGUUUGGUCUCGGUGUUCUUCUACUAGAAUUAGUGAGCGGAAGAAAGAACAGGACAUUUCAUCAUUUGGGCCACCAUCACAACCUUCUUGGACAUGCUUGGUUAUUAUGGAAUGAAGGCAAGGCCUUGGAACUAAUGGAUACAUGUCUCAAAGAAUCGGUUGUGGAAUCUCAAAUGUUAAGAUGCAUUCAUGCGGGGCUAUUAUGUGUCCAAAAGUUAACGGCAGACAGACCAACAAUGGCAUCAGUUGUUUUCAUGUUGAGCAAUGAAAAAGUCGGAUUACCUCAACCAAAAGAGCCUGGUUUCUUCAUAGAGAGGAGUACAGAUGAAUCAAAUGAGAAAAUAUGCCUCACUGACAAUGUUUUGACACUAACAAUUCUUGAACCGAGAUAGAU